AUGGAAGAGUUGUGUUCGAGGAUUUAUUAUGGCUACGGUGCGUGCACAAUUUAUAACGUCAUCGACUGCCACAGGUCACGUGUGGUUUAUGAUCGCUGGCUCGUGCCACCACCAACACCACCUCCGGCGACAGAUGCUAUGCGUUUCCGCGGUCGGUCGAUGAUCCAUCAGUCGUGGCUCGAAAGGCUUCGACGAAGAGGGCGUCGGCGUAACUCGACCUCGGAAGACUGCUUCCGCACUCGCUCCCGUUCGGAUAAACGAGGUUGUCCAAUGAAUACGCAGGAAGGAGAUUUUUAUUUCAGAAUAUUCCUGAAGGCAAAGGAUGGUGUAUCGCCGUUUCCACACCAGCCCCUGAACUGUUCUCCACCAAUCUCGCAGAUGGUUAACUGCGCACUCGUUUGUCCUCCUCUAAGACGAGAACACCAGGCCGCAAUAGAUUAUCCGAGCUGA
Messenger RNA from Mesocestoides corti, 450 nucleotides. Lineage: Eukaryota; Metazoa; Platyhelminthes; Cestoda; Cyclophyllidea; Mesocestoididae. The record is from the annotation of a GenBank genome assembly.